Messenger RNA from Gloeophyllum trabeum ATCC 11539, 1883 nucleotides. RefSeq names its product UPF0187-domain-containing protein. Gene Ontology annotation, molecular function: chloride channel activity. The record is from RefSeq and is a predicted model, not a curated record. Bases 110 to 1768 code for a protein of 552 amino acids. The transcript is spliced from 14 exons. Lineage: Eukaryota; Fungi; Basidiomycota; Agaricomycetes; Gloeophyllales; Gloeophyllaceae.
CACGAAGAUGCCCUCCUGGCUGAUAUGAUGUAUUGGGCGCCUACCUCGACGCGUCUUCAACGGAAUUGUGGGUGCAGAGAAUCCUUUACCACCACCGAGUGCCGGUGUCAUGACAUCGCACGCGUCGAAGCGGUCGGCGACAGGCCAACACCCGCUUCUUCCAGCCCAAGGGCAACGCACGACUCAAAUUUAUAUCCCUCUGGUGCCGGAUAGAACCUUUGUGACAUGGACGUUUGGGAAGGAUACAGUGAUAUGGAGGAUAUGGCCAGCGGUUCUGUUGCAUACGGGUUUCGCUGCAGUCGUGGUGACUAUGUCGAUGAGGAGCUCUAUAUCCCUUGAGGUGCCUCCUGUUUUGUUAACCGUUCUUGGUAUGGUCAUCGGUUUCGUGAUUUCGUACCGCGCUUCCAGCGGCUAUGAUCGUUAUUGGAUGGGUCGUUCGUACUGGGCAGACGCGAUUCGCAACGUCCGAACGCUCGCAAGGCUGAUAUGGUAUCACGUCCCUCCUCGAAUGACGGCCAAGACACAGGAAGAAAUCGAUAGUGGGGUGAUGAAAAGAGGUGAAGAGGAGAUGAGAAGGGUCAUGGCGGAGAAGCGCCUUGCGCUGGAACUUCUUCAAGGCUUCGUUGUGGCUAUGAAACAUCAUUUACGAGGGGAAAUGGGUAUCUACUACGAGGAUUUCUACCACCUCGUCAGGCCUCUGCAUGACCACCCGCACCACCGCAACGAACCCAAGGAGCCACCUGAAGAACGCCAGGGGCCGCCAGAAAGCCUCCAUCCAUCCGUUCACAUCGUCCACCGCCCUUCCGCUUCAUCGUCCAAGAGGCGAAAUUCCAGCUCGAACCAAGACGUUCUGAUCAGCCCAGUGGUUCCGCCCAUCAACGCUUACGGCACUUUUGAUCCUGCCCACCCGCCGUACCUCGCGCACCGGGCGUCUUCCAGUGCGUCUGACCGUAGCGAAGACUCUGAUAACCCGAACAGACCGCUGUUACCCGGCGCAAUGCCCCGCGAGCACGGGUUUGUCAGCAAGAUUUCCGGAGACCUCAUUCCUUUUGAGAGCGUGUUCAGCACCGCUGUGGGGUGGGUUCGGCGCCUAUUUGGGAAGAAGGAAAAGGAUGUGCUCCCAUCUGCGAAUAAUGAGACAGGCGAGGAAGGAGGUGUGGAGAGGAAAUAUGGAGAACCUAAGCAGCAAUCGUACUUGACGCAUGUCAAGCACCGCCCUCGUGUGGCUGGUGGAGGCGAGAAUUUGCCGCUAGAGCUUCUGUGGUGCCUGAGUGAAUGGUUUUCUGUCUUGGAAGACAGAGGUACUGUCCCUGGGACUAGUUUGGGUGCUAUGAUUGCAUAUGUUGCGAAUUUAGAAGACAGUCUUACAGGUCUCGAGAAGAUAUUGACGACGCCGCUACCAUUCGUGUUCUCCGCGCAUAUCAGGCACACGGUCUGGAUAUACCUGUUCUUCUUACCGUUCCAGCUUCUCCAGCAAUUUGGCUGGUACACUAUACCAGGUGUUAUGAUCGCGGCCUUCAUCUACCUCGGUUUCUUGGCUGCAGGAGAGGAGAUUGAACAGCCAUUCGGUUAUGAUGAGAAUGACCUGGAUCUGGACUUAUUUUGCAAGGAUAUCGUGGACGUCGAGAUGAGGAGACUCCUGAAGAAGCCCGCGCCAAACGUCUACUCCGGGUCUCACCACACGGGGGGGACCGUGGUCGAGAAUGUCAAGAAAGAGCAGAAGCAAGCGAUAAACGUGUUCGGUCCCAUCGACGGUGAAGAGUAUUGAAUAUAGCAAUGACAGGAGGUAAUCGGAGACUAGGAUGCAAAAGGAAUUGUUAAUUUAGCGGAUAUCUCUAUCAUUAUUACUGGACAUCUUCUAUCUGAAUGUCUUUGGCGCAGGA